CUUGGUCCUAGCAGUAGUGAGUGUAACAUACAGCAUUUGUUGAUUGUGGACGGGCUUACAUGCACCUCAACAAUUGAGUGACUUUCGUUGCCGUGGUGGGGCUCACCAUGCAAGUGUUGUCAAUUGCGUGAUGGGUGUUGGAGGCGCACCAUCUUGGAGCUGCUGUGGAAAAGGUUCCUUGCCUAUUGGAGUAAAAUUAAUUUUUAUUGUAUAUAUAAUUUUCCUACUUUGGAUACUGACUUGGCAAUUGUAGUGACUUUAAGAAAUUAAAACUCUCAAAAUAUGUCAAAGUUCGGAAAGAGUAGCUUGCAGCCACUGGAACACAAGUUCCUCGUCUCUCAAGAUCAACAUUGUCUGGGUAUGACAACCAAGAAUGAGAGUCUCCGUAGCGACACUUUUCACGAUGGCAUUCAAAGUUCUUCUCAGAGUUCAGUCUCCAACUCGGCCACUGAUGGAAGGAUCGAACAAACACUGCUUGCUUCGUCUGCUGCCCGCCGGCCUGCACGCACUAAGGACACUACUUCAUGCAUUCACAAAAGACCAAGGCUAGAAAUUUCGAAUGGUAACGACGAAGGAAGGAGUAUGGAAGGUAAAGAAGUAAAGGUGCAAAUGUCCCUCACGCGCAUGCCUGUGGAUGAUAACACGAAGCUCUAUUCGAAGCCACCCAUGGAAAACCCCGAGGAUGAAAGGAGGAGGAGAAAUGCAAUUAUUGCCUGGAAGAACCGCGUCUGGAAGAAAAGACAAUAUGAGGAACUGCAGAUAAUGGUGAACACUCUGGAGGAGACCAAAAAGAAACUCAAUGACGCUAACCAUCGAAUGGAGGAGGACCUCAGGGCACAGCGCCAGAAACUGGAUCUGGAAAACAGCAUUGUGACACAGCUAAAGGCAGACAAGAGUUCCUUGGAGACUUUGAUCCAGAAUCAGCAGGAAAACCUUGCUUUCAUCCGGGAACACUUGAUGCUCAUCAACAGGUGCAGCGAAGAGGACAGCCCGGUUCGAAAGUUCCUCACAGCAUUACUGAACACAAUGAAUUCCUCCUCACCAAUAUCCUUCACCCCCACACUACUCCCUGUUGCCUCGCUAUCCCAUCACUCCUCAGACAUACCAACAGUCCCUCCACCCACCACAUCCCCUCCCUGCUCAACCUACCCUCGUCUCACCACGUCAUCCCUCCACGUCAGUAUGCUGCCUAAGGAAGCUUCCCUGAUGCCGUCCCUAGUUCCUAUUCCUAAAUCAACUGUUGCCUCACAACAUUUCCCGCGAAACCGUGUCGGUUCUCCACCACAUGAAGUCUAAUAGAAUGUAUAAGGUGUGUGUGUGUGUGUGUGUGUGUGUGUGUGUGUGUGUGUGUGUGUGUAUAUAUAUAUAUAUAUAUAUAUAUAUAUAUAUAUAUAUAUAUAUAUAUAUAUAUAUAUAUAUAUAUAUAUAUAUAUGUAUAAGAUGGGGUAAGACGGACCACUUAACAAAGUAUUGAAUCUAGAAACAACAUUUAUAUGAUUUUUAGGGCCUUUGUGGGUUUGUGGUGGUGCUUUGGGAUGUUAUCUUCGAAGUCCACACCCGGAUCACGGUUUUUAAAGGAAAAAAAAAUGAAGCACAAGAAUUUACAAAAUAAUGAUUUUUACUGUGCCAAAAGUAAAAGGAUGAGGUAAGACAGACCCCCAGUGGUCCAUCUUACUCCCCCAAACUGAAUAUAAAGAAACAAAUCCUUAUUGGUAUUAAGCUCUGAUAAAAAAACAAACAAACAAACUCUUCUUCGUCAUCAUCAUAUCCUUUCACAUUGCCCAUGAGCCAAAUUUAUAGGUACAAAUCAAACGAAAAAAAAAAAAAAAUAAAAAAAAAAAUAAAAACUCCCAAACUCUCAUCUAUUCCUGCACAACUUAAUGACAUAAAUUACACACAAAAACCUCUUCCUCAGCAUCAUCACCAUCUAUCCCUGCACACUGCUCAUGAGCCCAGCUUUUGCAAUCAGCACAACAAACCCACCCUUCCCCUCUCAUGGGGUCCAUCUUACCCCAUUAGUAAAUAUUCAAAUGUCGAAAUGUUUACCAAAGUAUCUAUGUUUACUAUGCCAAUUCAUGGCAUCUAUAUAUCAUGUAUACACUCAUGGGAAUGUAUAACAUAAGUACUAAAUCAUUAUGAUAAUUAUUUCAAUAUUAAACAAGCAGUGUCUUACCUUGUGAGUAUAACAUCAGCACUGAAUAAAAUGACUUUUUUUUUUUUUCCUGUGAAGCGCAAGGAAAAUUUAGCGUGCCUACUGGUAGUGAUGAUGUCAUUGUUGGGCGACGUGAUGGACAUCUAGGAGUCAAAUUUUGAAACCUGCUCUUUAUGCUUGGAUUUAGAAGGGGGGUUCCGUCUUACCCUAUGGGUCCGUCUUACCCCACCUUCCCCUAUAUAUAUAUAUAUAUAUAUAUAUAUAUAUAUAUAUAUAUAUAUAUAUAUAUAUAUAUAUAUAUAUAUAUAUAUUAGGGAUCGAAUUAUCGGCCGGGCCGAUUAUCGCGCAGAUAUUGAGCAUUUUGACGCAUUCCGGCAUCGGGCUUUUUUUUUUUUUUUUAUUCAACGGCCUAUAAGAGAUAAAUUUAAAACUUGGUCAUUUUGGCUCUGAUGCAGCUGUACCUCUCUGUCUUUUGUCACUACUCUGUCUCCAACAUUGUCCCACCCACAGCACCAUCUGAUUGGUUAAAAGCAGAGCCACAGUAACAGCCAAUCAGCAGUGAAAACUGUGCAUGCGCAGUGAUUCUGAUCUUACACAUGUAAAACUGGCCUUACAUAACAAACACAACACUAAUUACAAAUAAAUCACCCACACCACACCGUGACACCACACCAUACAUACAUAGCCACAUCGCACAAUACAUCACACAGCCAUACAACUUGUGUGUAUCACAUCCACUCACGCCAGACAGUACAUCAAACCACACACCACUCCCAGCUACACCACAUAUCAGAACCAUCACAUCUACGUAGUCACAUCACCACCUACUUCUCACCUUUCACACAAUACCACACAGCACCCAACCACACCACACCACACAUAGACUGAAAGCCAUAUAAUGCCACUCAUCACAUCAUUCACACAGCAUCACAUCCAUACCACACCCAGUCGCUCAAUAAUAAAAAAGACAUAGACAUACCGUGCAUCCACCAAAAACAGACAUGACGAUGCUCAUCACAUCAGAUAAAAAAACUCGUAUUACUCCAAGCCAAUGGAUAUAACCACAUCACGUUACUCGUCAUACCCAGGAAAAGAAUCACACUACUAUAACUUAGUUUAAACAGCAGAGUUAUCAAAACGUAUAUCAAGUAACCGAUUGAUCUACUGUUUAUGUUUAGGCGGCUCAUGCGUUCAGAUGUUAGAACUAGCAUAUUCGUUUCCUUCAAAUGAAUUUGUAAUAUUGUCAUUAUCAGUUAAAUAAGAAGAACAUGUUAUUACUAUUUCUCGUGCACAUUACCAGUAUAGUAGUUUCCUUACUAUACUAGUUGUAAUAUCGAGUUGAAAAUCAUUCGAGGAGCAAUAACCAAGACCGUUCUGUUGAGAAUAAAUCUGACAUCCGCCAUCCUCACUGCAUAUCGCGCAUGCAAUGACUCGUCAUCGUAGACGAGUUUGUCACAACAAUUUCCAUUUCAGAGCAUGCGAGGCCAAUGGUAUCUCGGGAACUUCAAAGGUGGCAGGUCCCUCAAGAAAUGUUUUGCUUCGCAAUGAGACUAUCUUGAACGUAUAAAUCAUGCAUUUUUUCCUCCCCCUCUAAACUUGUUUGGCUCGUCCAUGCUUGAUAAUAAAAGGCAAAGAAGUGAAGGGUCGUCUGUGUGUUGGAGCCAUGUCUUUUUUUUUUAUUUUACCAUCCUUUACUGCAAUCAGAUCGAGUGAACACAAUUCCUGAAAGCACGGAUUGUGAAGCUUCAUGGAGUGUCUCAGAGACCAACUGGCGAGGGCAUGCUUAUCUUCACACACGCACGGACAGUUUUACGAUACUAUUACAAGAAUUCCUGUAACUUAUCACUAAGUAAAAAUGUUUGUUCCACAUGUAAUUUAGAAUAAAAUUUCAAACCCUC
Messenger RNA from Portunus trituberculatus (swimming crab), 4050 nucleotides. RefSeq lists its product as uncharacterized. The coding region runs from base 283 to 1296 and encodes 337 amino acids. Lineage: Eukaryota; Metazoa; Arthropoda; Malacostraca; Decapoda; Portunidae. The record is from RefSeq and is a predicted model, not a curated record. The transcript is spliced from 3 exons.